Messenger RNA from Clonostachys rhizophaga, 906 nucleotides. NCBI's taxonomy places the organism in Eukaryota, Fungi, Ascomycota, Sordariomycetes, Hypocreales, Bionectriaceae. The record is from the annotation of a GenBank genome assembly.
AUGUUGCAAGCCAAGUUUCGCGCCGCCAACAUGGCUGGAGCAGGAGCAUCCACAGUCCCAAAUCAUCCGGCCGCAGCCAAAUCUGCGCCUCGAACCAUGCCAAUGUUCCCCCAUGUCAACAUGCCUUUCAAUGGCGGUCAGUAUGCUGGAAACCACCACAUGGCGGCUCCGAGCCAUCUGGUCCAGCCCCCCGUUCUUCCUGCAAUGGUCAAAUGGCAGCAAACCCAUGGUGUCUCUGGGCCAAUGAUGCCGUACAUGGCACUUCCAUCGAAUUUCAAAGGACUUCCCGUCCAGAAAGGCAAAAAGCCCGCCAAAAAGAUUGGAGGAAAUGGUUCUCAAUCUUCCUCCUCGCCCAUGACGCCGCCAACUCCCACGCCCAUUGGAAAGAAGGCCCGCCAAGCCAUCUCAGUGAAGCCCGCCGGAGUGACCAAGGCUGAUCGAUAUGAUAAACGGAAGCCAGCGGGUGCCAAGAAUAUCCCUACUGCCCCAAAGACUACAGUUGCCCCGGCCGCAGCUGCCACCCCACCACAAACCCCAAACGGCCCAACUACUUGGAAGCGCCCAGCAAAGGGCCCCAAGACACCCCCAGCUGCAAUGCUCCUAUCUGUCUCGGGCUGCGAGGAUUGGCAGCUUGACAUGGCUCGCGAUCUGGGUCUUCAGGACAUCGCCGGCCCAUUUGAAAUCGGCGACGCUAUCUACGUAAUCCGAUCCAAGAGUUGCGAGGCAGCCAGAAUAGCCAACCGACGAUUCGACCGAAAGGGCCGGCUCGCCUGGAUCCGUGACUCUGACAACGCCCGGCUCGAGGAGAGACCCCAGCAGCAGAGUGGCGAGCCAGUUGGUAACGCCGACGGCUCAUUUAGGGGGUUCAAGGCUUCGGAGACUACUCUCGUCACCCCACGCGCCUAG